AGCAGGAACAAGAAAAUGCACCCGAUGAAUUAUAUGCAACCGCAAUAACAACAAUAACCCCGUGUGCAUGCGUGUGUGUGUGUGUAUAGCUAUUGAAAAAAAUAAUGCUGCAAAAAGUGUAAUAAAAAACAACGAUUUUCUGUAUUCCGUACAAUUUGCGGGCGUGUGUGUGUGUGCCAUUGUUUGGCAAGGUUUUUUUUUUUUUUUAAUAUAUAUUAACCUCUUCCAAGUGAUUCGGAAACAAUUUCCAAUUUCCUGUCGCCAUCGCUCUGCGGCUCGGCUUCUUCUUCUUCGAUUAACCCAUUGCUGACAGUUUGAAGUGAAUUUUCCUACGCGGCAUUUGUUAGGGUUGAUUUUCACCACGUGGUGAGCGGAUAGACACGAGAUAAUAGCAAAUCAUCACCAGAAAUCGAGUAGAUCCACAAGAGAAUAGCGACCAGCACGGGCAACAUGACGGAUGCACAGGUUUCUGGCCCGGAUUCACUCUCACUUUUCAGCUGGUCCAUCUAUGUACGAAGCAUCCACAUACAAAAUGGUGGCAGCUGCGAGGUGGUUCAGUCCAACGGAGUGACCACCAAUGGACACGGACACCACCACCAUCACCACAGCAGCGGGAGCAGCAGCAAGCAUAAAUCCUCCAGCAAGGACAAGCACCGUGAUAAGGAGAGGGAGCACAAGAGCUCCAGUUCCUCCAGCUCGUCGAAGGAGCACAAGAGCAGCAGUCGCGACAAGGAUCGACACAAAAGCAGCAGCAGUUCGUCGUCGAAGCAUCGGGACAAGGACAAGGAGCGUGACGGCAGCUCGCAUCGCAGCAGCUCAUCAUCCAGCCAUAGGGAUAAGGAUGGGAGCAGCAGCAGCAAGCACAAGUCCUCGUCGUCGUCUGGCCACCAUAAGAGCUCCUCAAAGGACAAGGAGCGACGGGAUAAGGACAAGGAUCGCAGCAGCAGUUCAUCCAGCCGGCACAAGUCAUCCUCGUCUAGUUCCCGUGACAAAGAACGCAGCAGCAGCAGUCACAAGAGCUCCUCUUCAUCCUCAUCGAAGAGCAAACAUUCCAGUUCGCGGCACAGCAGCUCAUCAUCUUCCUCGAAAGAUCCGCCAUCUUACGAUGGAGUGUUUGUUAAGCCGGAGCCUGUUUCCCAACCGCUGAUGCACUCGGGCCCGGUGGAUCCUUUCCAGAUGCAGCAGCUCGGUGGCUACGAAGCCGCAACCGCUGCCAAUUUUAAUGGCAAUGGAAACGAUGGCGGUCUCAACUAUAAGAACGGCUACGAGGAAUCGAUCGUAGACAUCAAAAAGGAGGACGAGAGUUUCAACAAUCUAUCGCAAGCCAGCUCCUGUGACUACUCCAUGUCCCAGUUUCGCGCCGAUGAGCCGCCGUUCGAGGUGAAGCACGAGCAGAGCUACGUCGAAGAGGACAGCACCAUGAACUACAAUGAUCAGGAAGAUGAGACCGAGGCGAUGGACGACGACGAGGAGGAUGUGCCGCUGGCCAUGCGCAAGCGCAAACAGGAGGCACCCGAUCGCGGUGACGGCGGCAUGGAUGACGACGACGACGACAUUCCGCUGCUGGCGCGCAAGAAGGUCAAGAAGGAGAAGAUCAAGAAGGAAUCCAAGGAAAAGUCUAAAAAGCGGGUCAAGGAGGAGCCGAGCGAUGAUUACGGCAGUGCCAAGCCGAAAAAGAAAAAAAUGAAAAAGGAGCCCGAAGUCGUCUCCCCCACCAAACGGCAGAAGACGAAGGUGAAGGAGGAGGAGGAGGAGGUGUGGCGAUGGUGGGAAGAGGAAAAGCGUGCCGAUGGCGUCAAGUGGUCAACGCUGGAGCACAAGGGACCCGUGUUCGCACCGCGGUACGAACGGGUGCCACGCAAUGUACGGUUUUACUAUGAUGGCAAGCCGUUGGAACUCUCGGAGGAAACGGAGGAGGCGGCCACCUUCUAUGCCAAGAUGCUGAACCACGACUACUGCACCAAAGAAGUGUUCAAUAACAACUUCUUCAAGGACUUCCGCAAGUCCAUGACGAACAAGGAGAAGGAGAUAAUCAAGGAUUUCCGCAAGUGCGGCUUCCAGGAGAUGUUCAACUUCUUCCAGGCGGAGUCCGAAAAACGCAAGGCCGCCACCAAGGAGGAGAAGCUGAUCAAGAAGAACGAAAACGAGGCACUCAUGAAGGAAUUCGGAUUCUGCAUGAUUGAUGGGCACAAGGAGAAGAUCGGUAACUUCCGUCUGGAGCCGCCGGGUCUGUUCCGCGGCCGUGGCGAGCAUCCCAAAAUGGGCAUGAUCAAGCGGCGCAUUCAGGCCAGCGAUGUGUCCAUCAACUGUGGCAAGGAGUCGAAGGUGCCGUCACCGCCGCCCGGAUCUCGCUGGAAGGAGGUGCGCCACGACAACACGGUCACUUGGUUGGCCUCCUGGAUCGAGAACGUGCAGGGUCAGGUCAAGUACAUCAUGUUGAAUCCAUCCUCAAAACUCAAGGGCGAAAAGGAUCACAUUAAGUACGAGACGGCGCGACGCCUGGACAAGGUCAUCGAUAAGAUUCGUGCCACCUAUCGCGACGAGUGGAAGUCCAAGGAGAUGAGGGUUCGCCAGCGAGCGGUGGCCCUCUACUUCAUCGACAAACUGGCACUGAGAGCAGGCAACGAAAAGGACGAGGAUCAGGCCGAUACCGUGGGCUGUUGCUCGCUCCGCGUGGAACAUGUCCAGCUCCACAAGGAACUGAACGGAAAGGAGAAUGUGGUGGUCUUUGAUUUCCCCGGUAAGGACUCCAUUCGGUAUUACAACGAGGUCGAGGUGGAGAAGCGCGUCUUCAAGAACCUCGAGCUGUUCAUGGAGCACAAGAAGGAUGGCGACGACCUCUUCGAUCGACUCAACACCCAGGUGCUCAAUGAGCAUCUCAAGGAGCUGAUGGAAGGACUCACGGCCAAGGUAUUCCGUACGUACAACGCUUCAAAAACACUGCAAAGCCAGCUGGAUCUGCUGACCGAUCCGAGUGCCACGGUUCCGGAAAAGCUGUUGGCCUACAAUCGCGCCAACCGUGCCGUGGCCAUCCUCUGUAACCAUCAGCGUUCCGUGCCCAAAAGCCACGAGAAGUCUAUGGAGAAUCUGAAGGAGAAGAUCAAGGCCAAGCGAGAAGCCAUCAAAAAAUGCGAGGCCGAAUAUCAUUCGAGGGACGAAAAGAAGGGCAAACAGCUAGAGCGCCUUAAGGAUCAGCUAAAGAAACUAGAGCUACAAGAGACUGAUAGAGAUGAGAAUAAGACCAUUGCCCUGGGCACCUCUAAGCUUAACUAUCUUGAUCCACGCAUAUCGGUGGCAUGGUGUAAAAAGAAUGACGUGCCGAUCGAGAAGAUAUUCAACAAAACCCAAAGAACCAAAUUUCUGUGGGCCGUGCACAUGGCCGAUGAGAAUUAUCGUUUUUAAAUGGGUUCUCCUCACAGCCACGCCUAGACACAAACACACACGUACGCACCUCCCCUCCCCCAUACAUCCACAAACAGAAACACCCACAAGGAGCACAGACAGCGCCGGUUGAAGAAGUAGAGACCGCUAAGGAGAGAAAACCACACCCACCACAAGGCCGGUUUAUAGAUUCCAGCCUAGUCCCGCCAUUCCUUGCCCCACAGUUUAUGCAAUAGGUAGUGCAUAUGUCCAGCUUUCGGGCGAGGCAUUUCGGGAGUGUUCGCCAAAAUGAGCGAGACGGGAUGCGGAUGCACUGCACCGUAGUCGGGGAUCAGCUUGUCCGCGUCUGUUUUGUCUGCUUUUAGAUCGUUUGAUUGGUUCAAGUGCGCACUACGCUAAAGUCUAACUUGCGAAAUGUACACACCCAACAUACACACACGCCAACAACACACGCUCCCACUUCUAUUUGGAUAUGCAUAUAUAUAUAUUUAUAUAUUAAGCACAAAAGAAGAUGAGAAACCUGUGCAAGACGUCGCCGCCACCUAAAAACAAAAUUUUCUGUUUCUACAAAGCAAUUUUUUUUGUCAAGAUGACUUCUCUUACACUUUAGUUUUACAUAUAAUACACGCGAAAAAAAAAACUAUAUAUAAAAGCAAAAACAAACAAGCGCAAGCAAACGAAAAAUGAUACAAUUUAACGUUUUUUUUAUGUUUACCUAUAGUUGAUUUUGUUUAGCGAAAAAUGUCUUUCACUAUUAAUUAAUAUUACGAUUACGAUUACUACGUAUUUAAGUGCUAACUGAACAGAGAAACCUUGUAGCCCAACUUUUAGCAUAGCAUAAUUUAUUCAAUUCAACUCUGAACCAGCGCAAUUUACCGCCCGCCCCGAAAAUGGAGAACAAAACCGCACGGAUGUCGAUGUGGUUUUGUUUUGUACCUUAUGAUGAUUUUAGUUAACAUUUAAAAAUAUACAAAUGCUAAAUUGA
Messenger RNA from Drosophila teissieri, 4366 nucleotides. RefSeq names its product DNA topoisomerase 1 (gene Top1). Gene Ontology annotation, biological process: DNA replication; chromosome segregation; DNA topological change. Bases 451 to 3402 code for a protein of 983 amino acids. The record is from RefSeq and is a predicted model, not a curated record. Gene Ontology annotation, cellular component: chromosome; nucleolus. The transcript is spliced from 8 exons. Gene Ontology annotation, molecular function: DNA binding; DNA topoisomerase type I (single strand cut, ATP-independent) activity. Lineage: Eukaryota; Metazoa; Arthropoda; Insecta; Diptera; Drosophilidae.